Molecule: messenger RNA, 539 nt
Organism: Epinephelus lanceolatus (giant grouper)
Lineage: Eukaryota; Metazoa; Chordata; Actinopteri; Perciformes; Serranidae
Source: RefSeq, a predicted model, not a curated record
CUUGACAGUAGCUCCACUGCCUGUCAUUCGCCCUCUAAGGACGCUAACGUAAGUUAGCUGUUAGCUAGCAGUGCGAAGAAAUCCACGGCAAGGAUAACAAACGUCUGUGUACAGUCUGAGAUGCCUGGUGCUAGUCCAUGGGUGUGAGCCGACUGGAUGUAUUUUACAGAAGGCUGCUCCUCACCAAACUCUUCAUUGGGGGAUGGGGGAAGCCUGAAGACCUCAAGAGAAUAUUUGAAUUUCGUAAGAUCAUUGGAGACAGAGAGAGGUGCAGGUAUCUGGUGCCAAAGGACUAUCCAGUCUACAUAAACAAGACAGAGGAGCAUACUGACUGUAAGAUCCACGAAGGAUUCUUUAUCUCUCCCCUGGAGCACUUGGUUCCUGGAAUCCUUCCACCAGAGGCUGUCAAAGCCAGGUUCCAGUUUAUAGUUCCCAAGAGGUGGCAGAAGAACAGACCAGUAUGUGUCCACCUGGCAGGGACUGGAGACCAUGUCUACGCAGGGGCUCCACCACAUAAAGUGCCGACCCAAGCCACCUAA